Messenger RNA from Callorhinus ursinus (northern fur seal), 5083 nucleotides. It is a transcript of the gene EEIG2, whose product is annotated as EEIG family member 2. The record is from RefSeq and is a predicted model, not a curated record. NCBI's taxonomy places the organism in Eukaryota, Metazoa, Chordata, Mammalia, Carnivora, Otariidae.
GCCCGCGCGCCCCUUGGGGCCGCCCCCGCAUCCCGCUCGCCGGCGUCUGGUUCUCAUGAUGAUGAAGAAGAAGAAGUUUAAGUUUAAGGUGGACUUCGAGCUGGAGGAGCUCUCCUCGGUGCCCUUCGUCAAUGGGGUCCUCUUCUGCAAGAUGCGACUGCUGGACGGCGGCAGCUUUACCGCAGAGUCCCCCAGGGAAGUGGUGCAAGCAAACUGUGUUCACUGGAGGAAGAAGUUCUCAUUUAUGUGCAAAAUGAGUGCAAGUGCCGCCACAGGCAUCCUGGAUCCUUGUAUCUACAGAGUAUCUGUAAGGAAGGAAUUGAAAGGUGGAAAAGCUUAUGCAAAGCUGGGCUUUGCAGACCUAAACCUGGCAGAGUUUGCUGGAUCAGGAAAUACCACUCGUCGCUGUUUACUGGAAGGCUAUGAUACCAAAAAUACAAGACAGGAUAAUUCCAUUCUUAAAGUUUUGAUCAGUAUGCAGCUGAUGUCUGGUGACCCGUGUUUUAAAACGCCUCCUUCUACAUCGAUGUCUAUACCAAUUGCUGGUGAAUCUGAAUCUCUGGAAGAAGACAGAAAAGGUGGAGAGACUCUCAAAAUCCAUCUUGGAAUAGCAGAUCUUUCAGCAAAGAGUGCCUCUGUUCCAGAUGAACUUGGCGCCUGUGGACAUUCUAGAACAUCAAGCUAUGCAAGCCAGCAGUCAAAAGUAUCAGGGUAUAGCUCGUGCCACUCCCGGUCAUCCAGUUUUUCUGAGCUCUGUCACAGGAGAAACACCUCAGUGGGAAGCACAUCAACGGGAAUUGAAAGCAUUCUAGAGCCGUGUGAUGAAAUUGAGCCAAAAAUAGCCGAAACAAACCUUGAUCCAGCCGGCAAAGAAGAUACUGCUUCGGAAAUGCUCACCAGAUGCCCAGUGAAGCAAGAUUCUGUAGAAUCUCAGCUGAAGCGAGUUGAUGACACCAGAGUGGAUGCAGAUGAUAUUGUGGAGAAAAUACUACAGAGUCAAGACUUCAGCCUAGAUUCCAGUGCCGAAGAAGAAGGCCUGAGGUUAUUUGUGGGUCCUGGGGGAAGUACCACCUUCGGCAGCCAUCAUCUUCCAAAUAGGGUGGGGUCCGGAGCUUAUGAACAAGUUGUGAUCAAACGCUAGAAGUCAAGCUGGUGAACUGAAGCUUCCCUGGGGGGUUGAGACGUGGGCAGUCAAGCUGUCGAGGCACUUCGUUCAAGCACUUAGGAGAAAAUGAGCGUAUUUUACAAAUGAAGCACGGUCCUCUAUUAAGAGGAAAGCCAACACCGAUUUCUUCUCGGAAAGUGCCCACCACUGCCCUGUGCCACCCACGGAAAGGGAACAUCAGAACUGUAGCAUCCAGGUGCUGGGCCACGUGUCGCUAGCGGCAGACGGCUUCCGCGGUCACUGCAUAGGAUAAUGAAAAGCCUGCUUUUUCUUUCCAAACAUCCAGGUGGGGAAAGCAACACUAUACAUCUGAGUAUAGCUCCGUGCUGAAGUAUAAAGCCUGUAGUAGAGGCGCUCAGCAGGUUUGGGCUCUAAUUAUUUCAUUUUAAUGUUUGGGAGGUAAUAAGUGAAUCAUGUGGACCCUAUAAAUUCUAUCAAGAUAGUUAUAACCUCUUAAGGAAAUCUCCCAGAUUCCACCCUACCUAUAGUAUUGUACUGUUUAGUAACUUUUCUUGAUUAAAUAAUUGAUACAAAGUUUGGGUGUUCAUGUUUGGGGGAAAAUGUUAUACUACAAUUUAAACGUGUAGAAUGCUUAAUUCUCACCAUAUCUGUCACAAAUGGAAUGUGUUUAAGUCUGAGAUAGGUGAAUGAGUGUAAUGCCUGCCAUUAUUUUGCAACACGUAUUGUUACUAGUUAACGUUAGAUGAGCUGCAGAACUCCUACUAGCACUAUAGAUGAGAUUCACGCUAAGUUUAAUAUUUAAUAGGUUAAGCUCCCAUAAGGCACCUUUAAGAGCUGUUCUAACUGAGUAAUAUCUGCUGGUUUCAGGAGUCAGAAUUCAGAACAGGAGGAAAAUUGUAGCAUGAUCAGAAACAGUGGCCUUUUCUGUGUAAGUUCAGACUUAUAUCUGAAACUGAAAAUUAUUCCAAGGAGGUAGCAGAUAAGACAGGGGACAGCUGCUUGACAUUACUGACAUGGACUCGUGGUUUUCUAUUUUAAACUCCGCACAAUAGGAUACUAUGUUUUUUCCUUUACUGUAACAGUAGUUGUUUUGAGACAGUAGACUAUAACAUAAUCCAAUAUAGCUUUAAAAGUAAGAAUAUCUGAUCUGGAUCCAGUUUAACAAGCUCAGCAGACAGACCAUCUUUUUAUCAGGUGGGAAGUUUUUCUGGUCUUACAUGACAAGUUUUAAUGUUCUUGGAGUCACUCAGUCACUGAAGAAAAAUGCAGAUUCUAUAGAACCAGUAAUUCCCAGUCCUUACAUUCAAAACUGUGUGCAGAUAAAACACAAUACGUUAGAAUAACUUUGGUCUAGGUAUUUUUGUGUUGGCAAAGUAAGGGGAAAAUACAUUAAGAAGGUAUUUCAAUGUCCAAAUGUAGAGAUUUGGAAAAAUUUUGAGUAGUUCGUUAGGGUUUUAGAUUUUUUAACAUUCCAAAGCUUAGGUAUUCUAAAUUAAUCCAGUUCUACUGCAAAUAGAUAUUUUUAAAAAAGUAAAACCCCAUUUUAGAAUCUUUUGAAUGUUGAUAGAGUUUGAGUCAUUAGUAAUACUUUUAUUUUAUUUUGACAAAGGAAAAAAAUUGACCUGACCAUUUUAGUCUAACCAAGGAAAAAACCAUUAGCUUAAGUGGUAAAGACUUGCUUGCUCUCUGUGAUUAACAGUGAGCUGAUCCAUCCAUUAUAUAUUAUUGGGGGGGGGGGUCAAAGUUUUUAAUAGAGAUAUGAAACUAGUGUUUACAGAUAUUUAUGACAUGUUUUAAGAACAUAUUUUUCUAUUUUCAAAAUAUUUCUAGGCUAUAUUUUUUAUUGGCACUUCUGCAAAUGAUUUUGCCAUUUUGAAAAUGAUAAAAGCUAUCAAUUAUAAGCAAGGUUCAGUGAGGACAUUCUUCAGAUAUGUGAAAGGUCCUGUAAUCCAGGCAUUGCCCAUCUUAUCCCUGCCUGCCCUUGGCUUCCUCGUACCUUUAUACAAGACUGGCUCUCAGCAUUUAAAAAGAUACAGAAUUAUUUUUUUAAAAAUGUGGAGAUCUUGAAAAGCAUAAAAAUCAUGCCCUCUAUAAUUUUAGCAACCACCAGAUACAUCUUGAUUUAUGUAGUAGGAAAUCAUUUUAAUAGAAACAUCAAUGAGGGAAAAGUCAGCACAAGUCUGGAUUCCUUUUAUUUUGUGUGGCAUUGGUGGGCAUACUUUGCAAUCACAUUUAUUUACAGUCCCCUGGAAAUAUUUGUUAAAGUUUGUUUAAAUGUCUGCCUGGUUUUUCUGGUUUUUCUUAGAGCAUGUACUGUGUAGCCAUAUCUUAAAGAUGUAGCUAUUUUUAAAAACUGCUUUUUAUUUAAUUUGAGAAUUUUUAUUUUUUUUUAUUUUUUUAAUGUUAUGUUAGUCACCAUACAGUACAUCAUUAGUUUUUCAUGUAGUGUUGCUUUUUAAAUACCAAGUGCACUUUUGGUUCCAUUUGGAAUUGAGAAAAUUGGAUUCGAAAAAUUAGAUCUUAAUAAAUUGGUCUUUAAAGUCAAAUUUCAAAUCACCCAGUCUUGGAGAAUUUGCAAAUGUAUAACAUUGUCUUUGUCUAAUCCUAUCCUAGAGAAAGAUUAAUGGUAUAUUAAAGCUAUUUAUUUGUGGUCAGAAAAGGAAGUCUUAAAUACCCUGUUUGGGGGAAAUACAGAGGCCAGUCAGAAGCCCACUUCCUGUGACUCAAGCUGGUAACUGAGACCAGAGAGGAUGUCGGGUAGCAGGGGCAGAGCAGCCCUGGGCCAUCAGUUUGCAUUUUGAUGGUUGACUCCCCUUUGAGGUGUGGAAGCCUUCCAUACUCAGCAACUGUUGUGGAUUAGUACUUUAAAAUCUGAGAAAGUCUUGACCAAGAAUCCUAAAGCCCACCAUCCCAUUACAGGAAAAUACCAUCAGAGCAAUGAUAUCCAAACUAGAUUCCUCCGUUUUGUUUUGCUUUUGCAGGAAAACUGUGAGCCAUCAAGGUCCACCACUUAGCCUAUUUGUUACUAGAAGGAAAACAAAUCUUCAGCUAACCUCCAACCAAAACAUAAGACAUCCAGAAGUAAUUUUAGACUGAGACUGCCGCGCCAGCUAGACCACUUUGCAGACUCGAGCUGACAGUAUUAAAUACUUAAGUGCUCUGAAGUGUUAGUCUACGUCAUACUUACAUAAUCAUAUAACAGUGCUUAAAAGAGACUGGGCUUAUAUGAUGGGGUUGCAUUUUAUUUCAACAGGUCUAACUGGGACAGUUCAGAAAUUAUACUUGGUCGGUUCUCUUAGAUGGUACGUCAUGUGAAUAUAUUCAAGUACUGUAACUGAAAUUAUUAACGCCCCUUUCUGUGUUGGCUUAGGUACUAUGCAUAAUUUUAAUAGCUCAGAUGUUUAAGAAUAUAAAGUCUAAAAAUAUAAAGGAUGAAAUAAGUUUAAAGACUACUCUGGAAAUAAAGGCCUUAUUACCUUAGAUAUAUGAUUUUUCAUAAGAGAAUAUAUACACAGUAUAUUUUAAAUAGUCGUGUGGGUGGUCUCUACUCCCUAUGACAAAGCUGGCAAAAUUUUUUAUUUACAACGACAACAUAGUCUGCAUUUACAAAUGUUUAUGUUCAUCUUAUAUAUAUAUAACAAAAUUCUCUUGCUGAUAUUCAUUGACCAAAUCCCAUGCAGAGGAAUACUUAGGAUAUAUUGUUUGAUUGUUUUUUGGAAAUACAUCUUAUUCUGGAAGUUGAUACAAUUUGUGGGUAAUCAUGUAAAUGUUUAUGGAGAAAAAAUUGUUAUGGAAGUGAUUCCAUUAGUAUUGUUCUAAUACUUGGAAAAUGACCUUCAUAUUUAUAUAUUUGACUGUACAACUAUAAAUCCAGGAAAUUUUUACCAAAAAAAAUUUAUUGUAUUUCUAAUAAUGUAAAGGUGAAUCUUUUACCUGUUCAAUAAAAAUCAUCUUAAA